Adineta steineri is the source of this 3270-nucleotide messenger RNA. Lineage: Eukaryota; Metazoa; Rotifera; Eurotatoria; Adinetida; Adinetidae. The record is from the annotation of a GenBank genome assembly.
AUGUCUCGCUUUAUUGGAGAACAAAUACAUCAUGUUAGAAAGACAGUUGAACGAUUACAUAUUCGUCAAUCCGAUGAUGAUCCUGAAGAUAGUAUUACUACACAAUAUGGUUUUAUGAAAUUUGAUGAAAAUGAACCUGAUAAAACAACUCGUCCAUCACAAUUUAUUCGAUUAGCACUUGAUACUAAUGCUGAAACAAUUGUUGAAUUUAUGAAAGAAGCAUGGCAUUUACCAACGCCUGAUUUAAUCAUUUCAGUAACUGGUGGUGCAAAACAUUUCGAGCUUCCAGCUCGUCUUCGACUAGCAUUUCAACUUGGUUUACUUUCUGCUGCUGCAACAACAAAUGCAUGGAUAAUUACAGCUGGAACAAAUGCUGGUGUUGUUACAGAAGUUGGAGGAGCAUUGAAUAAAUAUCGUUAUAAAAAUCAAAAAGAUGGCCUUGAAAUACCUUGUAUUGGUAUUGCAAGUUGGGGUUAUACAGCAGGAAAAAAUCAACUUGAUCCUUUAUUAUCACAAACGAGCGUGACUUCGGCUGUUUCAAAAGGAAGUUGGUUAUCAAAAAAACCAGCAUUUAAUUUUGGUAUUAAUUCACUUCACUUUACAGGACAAGCAGCAUAUGGUAUGUGUAAUUAUGUAGUUAAAGAAAAAGAAGAAAAACGAUGUGCUUUGGAACCAAAUCAUACUCAUUUUCUGUUAUUGGAUGAUGGAACAGACAGACCUGAACAUAUUCUUCCAUUACGAGCUGAUAUUGAAAUGUUUUCAAGACAUAUUAAGAAAAAAAAUGCAUCCGACGAUACUGUAGAUGCAUUAAUACCAAUUGUUAUGGUUUUAGUUGAAGGUGGUCGAUCAGCUAUUCAAUGUGUAUGUGAAGCAUUACUAUCCAAUACUCCAGUUGUAGUUGUUAAAGAUUCUGGUCGUGGUGCUGAUCUUAUCGUUGAUUUAAUUAGAAUUUUUUCUACAGAAUUAAUUAAUCAUACACAUGUUGUUAAAAGUGAAACGAAAGAUCUGCACUUUAACAGACGUCGAUCAUCAAGUUUUGCUAAAGCUAGUCUACGUGUAACAGAAAUAAAUGCUACAUUUGCAAAAUUUCGAAUUCAUAAUCCAUGGAUAGAUGAUCUCAGAGAUGAUCUAUGUCGUUUAUUAAAUGAUCGUAAACAACUUAUAACUAUAUAUUGUUUUGAUAAUACACGACAUAUGAGUAAACUUGAAGAUGCAAUACUUGAAGCUGUAUUUAAUGCUGCAAAAUUUUCUAAUGAAUCAAAUGAACAACAUCGUUCGGCAGCUGAAUUAAAAUUAGCUUUAGCUUGGAAUAAAGUUGAAUAUGCUCGUCAAGCUAUAUUUACAGAAUUUAGUAUAACUAAAUGGACAAAAGAAGAUGUUCGUUUAGGUUUAGUCGAUGCUAUUCGUCGUGGUUAUAUUGGUUUUAUUGAACUUUUUAAUGAAUUUGGUACUACUUUUCCUAAAUUAACUCUGGGUGAUCUAGAGUAUCUAUAUUCAACAGCAUCUAUAGAUAAAGUAUUACCAUUAAAAAAGACAAGAUAUGAAACACCAACAAGAGAAGAAUUCUAUUUAGAAUAUAUGAAAGUUCGAUUGGAGACAUGUACGGAUAAGAAUGUACCUUUGGGAGAACAUGCAACUCGUGAUCUAUUUAUUUGGGCAAUUUUUCUUGAUCGAUUCGAAUUUGCUGUUUAUCUUUGUUCAAAAACAUGGAAUCAAGCUGUUGCACCAUUAUUUGGUGCAAGGUUAUAUAAAAAAGCAGCAACAAUGACACCUGAUUCCGAAAGUAAAUGUCAAUAUGAAACGAAUGCAAAAAAAUUUGAUAAAUUUGCUGCAACAAUUAUUGAUCGAUGUUUUGAUGUUGAUCGAGAUUUUGCUAUUAAUAUAUUAAGAAGACCUGCAGUUGCAUUUUAUAAUCAAAAUCCACUUCAAUUAGCUUUAAAAGGUGAUUGUCGAGCUUUCCUAGCUUCGAGAUGUGUACAAAAAUAUCUCGAUAACGAAUGGUAUGGCAAUAUUAAUUAUAAACGACAACAUAUUAAUACUCGAAUCUUUUUUUGUUCAUUAUUUCUUCCAUUAUUACCCAUCUUUUUUGGUAUUUUACCUUAUUUACAAAGACAUGUACCGUUUAAUCCAAAUAUGACUUCUCGUACAAAAUUUUCUACUGCUUCCUCAAGUUACACUGUUCCGAACACUGUAAAUAUUCGAUGGACUCAAAAGUUAUUGUUUUUCUAUCGAGCACCAAUUGUAAGAUUUUACUAUAAUCUUAUAUUUUUCUUUAUUUUCCUUGGUUUAUUCAGUUAUGUUUUACUUGUGGAUUUUUUUCCUUUAAAUAUAUAUCAUGGUUAUCAUUCGAGUGUUACUGGUUUACCAAUACCAAUUCCAGAAAUAUGGCUGCAUGUUUGUAUAUGGGGAAUAAUUAUAGAAGAAAUGCGUCAAUUUACUUUUACAAAUUCCUUUGUCGAAUAUCUCAAUGAAAUGUCUAAUUUAAUUGAUAUGACUGCUAUUAUUCUUUAUUUAAUUGGAUUUAUGACACGAUUUAUUGUUAUAGAAGAAUAUUUUAUGAUAUCAAAAAUUAUUUUGUGUCUUGAUCUUAUUCUAUGGUAUGUAAGGAUACUUCAUUUAUUUGCAGCUUACGAAAAACUGGGUCCGAAAUUAAUCAUGAUCUUUAAUACAAUGAAAGAUUUACUUUUUUUCGUAUGUUUUAUUCUUAUAUUUCUCUUUGGUUUCUCAAUAACAUCAUGGUCAUUAUUAAUAACAACAUCUCAAGUUCAAUGGAUCUAUGAUACUAAUGGAAAAUUAGUGGAUGUAUUGAUUACUUAUAAUAAUACAAAUACAUGGGGUUGGAAAUUAUUACGAGAUGUAACUAAUUAUGGAGUUUGGAAAGUCUUUGGACAAGUUGAUUUAGUUGAAACGACAAAUUCAUAUCAAGCAGUAGCUUUUGUUUUGGCUAUUCUUUUUGUUACUAUAUCUAAUGUAUUACUUCUAAAUGUUCUUGUUGCUUUAUUUAAUGUUACCAUUGAAAAUGUUCAACAUGAAUCUCAUGAUCUAUGGCGUUAUCAACGUUUUUUAGUUGUCAAUGAAUUUCGACAUAAAUCUUUAUUACCACCACCAUUUAAUACGUUAUUUUGUCUUAUUAGUUCUACACUACGUUUUAUUAAACGUCAUCGAAAAGGAUCUAAAAAUCACGCACCUAUUGUCGAUCAUAUGCAACGUGAAAGUGCAAUAUCAGAAGAUUUUUGGCGUGAAACAUUGCAAUCAAUCAAUAAAAAUUAA